AUGGUCACAUGGUCAUUUACUGAGGUUCAGUGUUAUAAGCUAAAUAUUAAUGGUGCGUCAUUGCAUAAUCAUGGUUUCGCAAGAAGGGGUGGGGUUAUAAGAGAUAGCAAUGGCGGAUUUGUGACAACAUUCGCUAAACACUUUGGAGUUGCGUCUAAUAAUUAUACAGAAUUUCAGGCUCUUGAGGAAGGUAUUCUCUUAGUUAUCCAAAUGAGUUGCUUCUCGAUACAGAUAGAAAGUGAUUCAUCUUUGCUAGUAGAUGCUAUUCAGGAUCAUUGCAGUGCCCCUUGGAAAUUACGAACGAUAGUUGACAAUUGUCGUUCAAGGCUCUCGGUACAUAUGUGGACUAUUACUCAGGUUUUUUGCGAGACGAAUAUGGUAGCUGGUGCUUUCGCUAAGCAGCAUCUGCUUAUGCAG
Amborella trichopoda is the source of this 417-nucleotide messenger RNA. NCBI's taxonomy places the organism in Eukaryota, Viridiplantae, Streptophyta, Magnoliopsida, Amborellales, Amborellaceae. The record is from RefSeq and is a predicted model, not a curated record.